Molecule: messenger RNA, 1211 nt
Organism: Diabrotica virgifera virgifera (western corn rootworm)
Lineage: Eukaryota; Metazoa; Arthropoda; Insecta; Coleoptera; Chrysomelidae
Product: microfibril-associated glycoprotein 4-like
Exons: 6
Coding region: 89-1129 (346 amino acids)
Source: RefSeq, a predicted model, not a curated record
GAUUGGAAUGGUAAAUUGUGAUAUUCUUUUCCUGUGUAAUCAAAAUUAUAAAUAGCCAAAUAAUAUGAUUUUUGUUUAGUGGGUAACAAUGAUGUUGUCUAUAGUUCUUCUCCUAUGUGUUUGCUUGAGUGGAUAUGUAGUGUCAGAAAAGUUACCUGGUGCUGUCCCUGUCGAUAUAAAAUUCACAAAACUAAUGGACGUUAAGUUGGAAAGUCCAAGUAGAACCAGCUCUUUGAGUAAUGACAUAGGAAGAUUUCUUUAUCCUCGACUUGAAAACACUGGUUCAGAAGCCAGAGAAGACUAUUUGCAAAUUCCCUUAAAGUUGUCAUUUGGGGUAGAUAAGCAAAAUGGAAUUCCUGAAUACGAAAAAACUACUUCAAUUAUUUUUGACCAAUGUAAAUAUUUGGUAGGUAGAAAUCAAUUACCGAUUUGUCGAUUGAAUCCAGUUGCGACAAAUUUAGAGAAUAAUUAUCCAAGAAGUUGCAGAGAAAUUCUAGAAGCUGGAAACAAUAAAUCUGGUGUCUACCAAAUUAAACCACGCACCUCCAAUAAAGCUUAUUAUGUUCUGUGUGAUAUGGAAACUAAAGCUGGAGGCUGGACUCAUAUCCAGAAGAGAUUUGACGGAUCUCAAGAUUUUUAUCUACCUUGGAGAGAUUACAAAUUCGGUUUUGGUGAUCUAAUGGGUGAAUUUUGGAUAGGGCUUGAAAAUAUUUAUCACAUGACAGCAUUCGAUAGAAACGAACUUCUUGUAGAGCUAACAGAAACGAAUAAAAAUAUCAGCUACGCACAAUAUUCAACGUUCUCAGUUGGUUGCGAAAUGGACGGCUAUCCAUUAAAGGAACUCACAGGAUACUCAGGAAAUGCUGGGGAUGGUCUAGCCAAUCACAUUGGUAUGAAGUUUUCAACAUUUGAUGUGGAUCAAGAUAAAUCCCCUGUGCAUUGUGCUCAAAUUUAUGAGGGCGCUUGGUGGUAUGGAUCACCCUGCCAUACCAGCAAUCUUAAUGGAAAAUUUAUGACAGUCGUACUUCCUGAAGCAUAUACCGCGCAUGGUCUUAACUGGUAUCCUCUAAAAACAGUUCAUGUCAACUUGGCUGGUUCCAGAAUGAUGAUUAGGCCAAUUGGAGAAUAAACAAUUAUUAAUGGAAGAAUAUGUACAUCAACAAAUGUGUGCCUCUAUGUAAAAUAUUUUAAUAUAAUUGAUAUGCAUUUUU